Apodemus sylvaticus (European woodmouse) is the source of this 1636-nucleotide messenger RNA. RefSeq names its product Fas associated via death domain (gene Fadd). Gene Ontology annotation, biological process: regulation of apoptotic process; signal transduction. Gene Ontology annotation, molecular function: protein binding. The transcript is spliced from 2 exons. Bases 98 to 724 code for a protein of 208 amino acids. NCBI's taxonomy places the organism in Eukaryota, Metazoa, Chordata, Mammalia, Rodentia, Muridae. The record is from RefSeq and is a predicted model, not a curated record.
UGCGUAGAAUUUGGACUUCCCGUGAGUCGCUGGGCGGGAAAGCCUGAGGUGAUUUCCUAUGUGGGAUCAUUGAGAGGUAGCCCGGCGUAGCACUGCCAUGGACCCAUUCCUGGUGCUGCUGCACUCGCUGUCCGGCAGCCUGUCGGGCAGCGAUCUGAUGGAGCUCAAGUUCUUGUGCCGCGAGCGCGUGAGCAAACGAAAGCUGGAGCGGGUGCAGAGUGGCCUGGACCUGUUCUCGGUGCUGCUGGAGCAGAACGACCUGGAGCGCGGGCGCACGGAGCUGCUGCGCGAGUUGCUGGCCUCGCUGCGCAGACACGACCUCCUGCAGCGCCUGGACAACUUCGAGGCGGGGGCGGCGGCCGCUGCGGCCCCGGGGGAGGCAGAUCUGCGGGUGGCAUUUGACAUUGUGUGUGACAAUGUGGGGAGAGACUGGAAGAGAUUAGCCCGACAUCUGAAUUUGUCUGAGGCCAAGAUUGAUGGGAUUGAGGAGAAGUACCCCCGACGUCUGAACGAGCAGGUAAGGGAGACUCUGAGGGUCUGGAAGAAUGGCGAGAGGGAGAACGCCUCGGUGGCUGGACUGGUCAAGGUGCUGCGGUUCUGCCAGAUGAACCUGGUGGCUGACCUGGUGGAAGAAGCAUUGAUGGCCCAGGGAUCUGUGAACAAGAGCGAGGAUGUGUCUCCAGUGCUAGGGGACUCAACUGUGUCUUCCUCAGAAACACCCUGACAAGCCUGCGGCUCCUCUCAGGAGUCACUGUGGACUUGGUCAUACCAUGAUGUAGCACCACGUGCCUUUUGUGCCCAGUGCCAAGAAGACCUUGCUGAUCCAGGCCUUUUGUGCCCAGUGCCAAGAAGACCUUGCUGAUCCAGGCCGGGGCCCCUCACACCCACUCCUGGAGGAUAGCUAUAUCUAUGGAGCCUCUGUUCCCUGGGCUUUGGGGACACAUGAAGGUUCCCCAUCGUGUUCUCCACCACUGCUCCUUCCCCCUGAGAGGUCCCUGGUCUUGCAAGGAGGAAGUUGGAGCUAAUGGUGCAUAUGCUGACUGCAGUUUGAGAGCCUUCCUGUUGGUCUUUGGGGGAAGACACCAACUCAGUUCAGAGUACUUGGCUGCCUCACAGUUGGCCAAGAAGACAUCUGUCUCAUAUCCUUGGAGGCCAUCAGACAGCUGUUCCUGAUCCCCAAACAAGUGCAAGAGCCCUGUGAGAACUGAGUGUGAAAUUCACCACCAAAAUCACUGGCUCUGUGAAGGACUGUGGUUUAAAGGGUAGCACGUUGCCUCCAUGGUGGUCCAUAAGCAAGUGCCCUGGGCCUAGACAUAGUGGCUCUUUUUCAAAUCCUAACACUAUUGUGUUCAGUUGAGACCUGCUGUGCUUUACAGCAGCCUGAGCUACAGAAACACACAAAAGCAGUGCCUUUAUCUAGAGAUAACCUGUGUCACCAAAAAUUUCCACUAUAUAAAGGAUCCUUCUAAUCUCAGAAGGAAAUCCCUGAAGACUACAGGCUGACUACAGUGUGCUUACAGCCCUGGGUGCUAGUUGUGAAUGGGGUGAUAUGAUUUCCUGGUUUGCUUCACACCAGCAGGGGCCCUCACUGCCACACUUGGAACCAAAUAAACCAUUCCUUGUCUCUGCUUUCCAA